AUGGCAUCACGACUAUCACAUGAUUUCCCCACCUCGACUCAUCCAUACCCCAAUAAUCGACAGUCGUCAUACAACCAAUAUGCUUCCACACAGUACAACGAUACAAACGUACCACGGAACUCGCUAUAUUAUGAGCAAGGAGAAGAGCUCGAUGAGCCAUUCGACGUGAGAGCGGACUUUGACGGUGUGGGACCUAAAUACAGUGAGCGGUAUGGGAAGAAAGAGGGUAGUGUGAGAAGUGGUGGUGCAUUAGGUAUGGGAAUGAUGGAUGAUGCGAGCUACAGACCCGUCUCAACCCAUGUCGCUCCCUCAGGAUACUCAGAUAUCAAUAAAAGUGUAGCCAGUAGAGAAGAGAUGAUCUCAGUACCGAUGCUUGGACCAGAAUGGCAGAAAUCAGAGUUACACGAAUUAUCUCGCAGGGGCCAAGCUGAAUUGAAGGGUGAACAGCGUACCAAGGCAUGGAGAGAAUGGACUCGUGAUCAAAGGGGAAUUUGUGGAGUCAGAUGGUUGACUAGGAAAGUACUGGUAUUUAUCGUCUUUGCUUUUUUAGCUGCUCUAGGAGUAACGUUAUUCUUCGUUAUACCGCGAGUCCCGAAUUUUCAAUUUUACGCGGAUGAACCAUUUACAGUCGAUAAUUCAACUGUAUCAUUCAAUAGGGUUCCUACAAAUUUCUCUUUUACAGGUAAUCUCAAUCUAUACGGAGAUGGAUCAGGCUCAUACCUACCCAUCCACUUCACUUCACUCGAAGCAACGGUAUACGACGAAACAACGAAUAAAGCUAUCGCGAAAGGAGAUUGGGGAAAUCAUUUCAUGAAUCAUAAAGAUCAACAACCUGUUGUUUUACCUGUGAAUUUCGCCUAUAGUGCCGUUAAUACUUCGGACACAACUUGGAAUGACAUGUACUCGGCCUGUGGACAUCAAUGGACCGGUACAACAAGACCAGAUCUCAAACUUCGUCUCAUCUUACGUAUGUCCAUCGUAGGUAUAUUACAUCAUCCAGAGAUAUCCACUCAGAUAAGUGGGGUGGAGUGUCCCUUCGAACUGGGCGUGAACAGCGUUUGA
Messenger RNA from Kwoniella shivajii, 1062 nucleotides. RefSeq lists its product as uncharacterized. The transcript has 7 exons. The record is from RefSeq and is a predicted model, not a curated record. NCBI's taxonomy places the organism in Eukaryota, Fungi, Basidiomycota, Tremellomycetes, Tremellales, Cryptococcaceae. The coding region runs from base 1 to 1062 and encodes 353 amino acids.